Molecule: messenger RNA, 4213 nt
Organism: Megalobrama amblycephala (Wuchang bream)
Lineage: Eukaryota; Metazoa; Chordata; Actinopteri; Cypriniformes; Xenocyprididae
Gene: arhgef2b
Product: rho/rac guanine nucleotide exchange factor (GEF) 2
Exons: 21
Coding region: 222-2834 (870 amino acids)
Biological process (GO): actin filament organization; positive regulation of neuron differentiation; cell morphogenesis
Cellular component (GO): ruffle membrane; cytoskeleton
Molecular function (GO): guanyl-nucleotide exchange factor activity; microtubule binding
Source: RefSeq, a predicted model, not a curated record
GAUGUGGAGUUUCCUGUGAAAGAAGAAGAAGAGAAAAAAAAAAAAACCCAGUGCAUCUUAUUAAACACACAGUUCACGUGAGACUAAAUGGAGCUAUAAGGUACAUGCAUCUAUUCUUGAUAUUUCUUCACGCACUGGAUGCUUAUUCUCUGGAUAAGGUUCAAACAACUGGAUUUUAUAUAUAGUCCGACUCUUGUUGGUGAAGUUUUCAUUUUUCCGCGAUGUCCCGAGCCUCGGACCCGUUACCGAAAGCACGCCAGGAAAGAAUGAAGGACGUUAACAUAAAGAACAAGGAGAAGGAGCGGAUGAAGGCGCGGGAGAAGGAGACGAAGGAGCGCGAGUCUCGGUACAGCAACGGUCACCUGUUCACCUCCCUCAGCGUGUCCGCCACCACUCUCUGCUCCGCCUGCAACAAGAGCAUCACCGCCAAAGAAGCGCUCAGCUGCCCGACCUGCAAUGUGACCAUUCACAACCGCUGCCGUGACACACUGGCCAACUGCGCCAAAAUGAAGCAGAAGCAACAGAGGCUGGCGCUGGUCAGGAACACUGCAACCUUACAUAAUGUGGCCCUCCGUAGCAAAAAUCCAAUACUGAAGGAGAGGCCGAGUUCAGCCAUUUACCCGUCAGAGACGCUGAGACAGUCUUUCCUCGGCUCCCGCAAAGGACGCUCCACGCUGUCCCUCAACAAGAGCGUCUCCACCAACAACAUCGCAGGAAGUCUAAAUGAUGACUCUCCUCUGGGACUGCGGCGGAUUCUGUCUCACUCCACAGACUCUCUGAACUUCAGGAACAGAGCCAUGUCCAUGGAGUCCCUCAAUGAUGAAGGAGAAAUGUAUUACACAUCAAUGCUGGAGGAGCUGGAGAAGGAUGGGAAGGAUUUUGAGGCAGAUUCCUGGAGUCUGGCUGUGGACUCAUCUUAUCUUCAGUCUCAACGCAAAGAUGUCAUCAAGAGACAAGACGUCAUAUACGAGCUGAUUCAGACGGAGAUGAACCAUGUGCGAACACUGCGGAUCAUGGAGGGGGUGUUUCGCAGAGGCAUGCUGGAGGAGGUGUUGAUGGAGAUGGGUGUAGUUCACGCCAUCUUUCCCUGCCUGGAUCAGCUGCUGUCUAUUCACUCAAGCUUCCUGAGCCAACUUCUGCAGAGGAGAAACCACAGCCUGGCUGCCAGCAGCACCCGCAACUUCACCAUCCAGAAGCUGGGAGACAUACUGGUGGAGCAGUUCUCAGGUCAGAAUGCAGAAGAGAUGAGGAAGUGCUAUGUUGAAUUCUGCAGUCGGCACCUGAAAGCUGUGAAACUCUAUAAGGAGCUGCUGGCGCGAGACAAGAGGUUCCAGCAGUUCAUACGGCGGGUGAGCAGAGGUUCCUUACUGCGUCGCCAUGGUGUCCAAGAGUGCAUCUUACUGGUCACUCAGCGCAUCACUAAAUACCCCGUGCUCAUCAAGCGCAUACUAGACAACACUAAAGGUAAUGAAGAGGAGAGUAAAUCUCUGGCUCACUCUCUGGCGCUGAUCCGGGAGCUGCUGUGUUCCGUGGAUCAGCAAGUUCAAGAGUUAGAGCGAGCGCAGCGUUUGCAGGAGAUCCAGUCCCGUCUGGACCCUCGAGCUGAGACCAAGGUGAAGGGUGGAGGAGUGUUUCGCGGAGGAGAGCUGCUGCGCCGCGGCCUCAUUCACGAGGGAGCUCUGCUGUGGAAGACUGCUCAAGGCUCCAGACUCAAAGAUGUGCAGGUUUUGUUAAUGACAGACAUCCUGGUGUUCAUGCAAGAAAAAGACCAGAAGUAUAUUUUUCCCUGUCUGGACAAACCGGCAGUGCUGUGCCUUCAGAAUCUGAUUGUGAGGGAUAUAGCCAAUCAGGAGCGAGGAAUGUUCCUCAUCAGUCACUCCACGCCUCCAGAGAUGUACGAGCUCCACGCCACCUCCAAAGAGGACAGAAACACCUGGAUGAAGAUCAUUCAGCAGACACUUCUCUCCAUAUUUCUCUUUUGCAGCUGUCCAUCAAGAGAGGAUUUCCCUCUGAUCGAAACAGAGGACAAAGCUUUGCUGCGCAGACUCAGAGCUGAUAUCCAGCAGAAGGAUCGAGAGGUUCUGGAGCUGUUACAGGAGCGCGUGACGCUCUUCUCUGAUUUGGCCGAGGUCACUGGAGGUCAGAGUGUUACCGUUCCCACAAACUCCAGAAAUAUAUUCAGAGCAGAUACACCCUACGCUCCUCAGGCGGAACGGCUGCUGAAUGACGCCAUUGUUGAGGUGGACAGACUGAGUGAAGUGCUGUUGGGUUCCUGCGUUGACCGCCCACAGUCCUGCAGAGUGAAUGGUGAACCGACAGAGGUACAAUUCACCUCUAAAACAACAGAUGAAGGAACGAUAUCAGUUAACGGGACUCAUGAUGUAAACGGUCCAUCUAACAAGGACAGGAACGGGAACCAGCUGCAGGACAAGACGUUAAAUGAGGAGGUGUGUCAGCGACUGGUGAACCUCAGCACUCAGCUGCACGCGAUACAGGCCGCAGUGAUCCGGCAGGACUCUUUCCUGGAGGUGUACAUGCAGAAGGACUCGUGUCCCUCCGUGUCCCGUGAGCCUCUGCUGGAGGCGGCAGGGCCCGAUCUGACAGAGCUACAGCACAAAUACAACCUGCUGCAAGGGGAAGUGAUGCGACUACGGGCCGCCCAGGACAAGAGCAGCAACGGAGCGCCAGUUCAAAAACAAGACCCGAAGAAAGCACAAGACACGGCAGAGAAACCAGCGGAUCAGUUAGAUGGCAUGUGUCCUCGAGCUGACAGUCCCAGAGACCUGCAGGAUAUCCCGGAGGAGAGUGAGUGUGGGACUGAAGCUCACAGUUAACAUCCGCUCCGCUGCAGACGCUCUCAGAAUCACAUGACUCGAGGCCGUUCACACCACAGCCACAGACACUCAUCUGAACCAGCGUCAGUUCAGACUCACGCAACUUUCACUCGCCACGGAUAUUUUUAACGGAGAGGGGUUGUAAUCUCUUUUCCAUCGCUCUGCGAAUAAUGCUAGUCAACCAAUAGGAAAUGCGCUUUUAGUCACAUGGCCAGAGCCGGUGCUGUUACAUAACACUACGGCUGCAUCUGAAAUCACAUACUUCUUUAUAUAUAGUUGGUGAAAUACAGUCUGCGAUGAAACUCCUGCUGAGAUUCUGAAGUGUGCAUCUGAUGGACACUUUACUAUCCCAUGAGGCCACGGGAGAGGAUUUGUGAAGGGCAGUGAAGCGAUACAAGUGAUGCUGGUAGGUCACAUGAUCGUGACAACAUGGCGUCCAGAUCACAUUCACACACUCAUACUAUAUAGAAUGUAGUUUUCAGCGGUCGUGAAGUGAGUGUGAUUUCAGACGCAGCCGAUGACUCUCAAACUGACUGUUCUAGUACUUUUGUACGUCUCUGUGCUUUUGUAUGGUAACACCACAGUGAAUCCGGCUGUUUGAAAACAUGUAAAUACUGUCGGACGUCUCCGUGCACGAGUGUCAGAAGCAGAAGCUGAUUUGUGUGCUGCUGAUUCUGCUCUUCUGCUGUCUUCAGUCAGGUGUGAACAGGCCUCUGUAGAAUAUACUGUUACUGCAUUUAUAUUAAACAUAGUUUAGAACAAUUCAAGUCUUUUUUAAAAAGAUGUUUCAACAUUUUACAGUUGUUAUUUAAGCAGUUUAUGGUGCAUUUUCUCUGUCUGAUGAAAGGAAUAAAUUAUGAGUUAGAAAUGAAGGAAACUUUAGAGGAUAUUCUGCUCAUACUCUGACUUUAGCUGUAUUAUUAAUGUCCAUUGUUAUAUUAUUGGAAGCAAGUGCUGAAAACACAUGAUAUUAUGAUGAAGAUUAUGAAAUGUAGCUCAUGAAAUGUCCUGGUUAUUUGGCAGUGACUUGAACAGUUCUAAUAAGCACCAGGGUUCAGGGUUAUAAAUCAUUCUCAAGGUCUUCUCCUGUACUGAUGAAACAUAUUAAUGUUGAUAUUGAUAACAGAAUGUAGUGGAAAAAUGAUUGUGAAUUCUUCUCUGGCCACUUGAAAUCACACUAAAGCUGUUGAUAUUGUCUAUGUUUGUAUAAAUGAAUGUUUGAGGAAGAAAAGCAUCCUUUAAACAGCUGUUCAGUCAAUGUUUAUAAUUAUAUUGCAUUUUUUUAAAAAUGUUUUUCAUUGUACUGUGUGUUUAAAUAUAUGGCUGUAAUCAUGUAUUUUGCCAUUUUGUUUUGCAUCUAUAUAAAUGCAUUGAGAAUC